This is a messenger RNA of Silurus meridionalis, 3119 nucleotides long. It is a transcript of the gene npat, whose product is annotated as nuclear protein, ataxia-telangiectasia locus. Gene Ontology annotation, molecular function: transcription coregulator activity; protein binding. The record is from RefSeq and is a predicted model, not a curated record. Gene Ontology annotation, cellular component: nucleus. NCBI's taxonomy places the organism in Eukaryota, Metazoa, Chordata, Actinopteri, Siluriformes, Siluridae.
AGCACAUCCGGGUGAGUGAAGCUUCUACGCGCCUUUUCGCUUUAAGGAAUAUGUCUCUAGAGUCAGCAGCGCUAGUGUUAUCUGUAUAAUGUUGUUUUGUAUUCACAAAACAUUCGUAUCAAGUUUAACUCCAUACUAUAGAUAAACUAACACCUGACCAUGUUGUUGCCGUCGGAUGUGGCGAGACUUGUGCUUGGAUACCUCCAGCAGGAAGGACUGAGUGCUACAAGUCGAGCAUUUAUCCUGGAGAGUCCUAACCUGAGAGAGUAUGCUGAACACAGCUCUGAGGAUGGAGUUAUUCCUGCCUGCGUGUUUUCUCUUUUUGGCAAAAACCUGACCACCAUUUUGAGCGAAUACGUUGCUGUAAAAGCAAAAGAAACAUGUCCGGAAAAUCAAAUACCUGCUGUCAUGACUUCGUUAUGGAAAAAGCUGGACUUCACUCUCAACCAAAUCAAAUCUAUGCAAAACUCUCCCGCUGUUCAACAAAUCCAGCGGCUCCGGACCCAUAACAGCAUUCAGAACAUGCGACGACAGAGACCCCUGUCCUCACCUCAGACUCCUGACGGAUCCAUAACAGUGUCCACACCAGGGAACUGUGUCCCCAGGCCUGUCCCAGUUUCUCAGGGCAUUCUGGUUCACUCCACCCCCGUGUGCUACACCUCCCAGCACAUGAGACCAUCCACCAUCAGCCUCCCCCAGUCAGAAGAGACACCUUUGCAAAUAAUUGUACCUGACCAAAGAUUUACCCCAGGACCAUUAUCUCCAGCUCGCAGGAAAUGCGACUCUCCACGGCGAAGAGGAGGCCAGUUGGGAAUUAGCAGAGGUGUUACGGUGACCAGCAUGCUCACAGUGGAAUCACAGAGCCAGGAGGCUUUGACAGAGAAUUUAUCGCAAAUGGUGAUUGAGAAUGUUCGAGAGAAGAUCCUGAAGGACCGAUCUUUACAAGAAAAACUUGCAGAAAAUAUCAACAAAUUCAUCAUUCCUAGCGAAAACAGCCCACAGACAUCUAAGGUAGUGUGCAGCACAGUGGAGCAAGAACAGUCUAUAGAUGAAAUACUGGGCCUACAGGGAGAAUUUCACAUGACCGAUGAGGCCAUUCAGGACAUCUUAGAACAGACAGCGUCAGACCCUGCCUUCCAGGCUCUUUUUGAACUCUUCGAUUAUGGAAAAAAUAAAACACCUGAAAGUAGUGAGAGUGCUGAAAGAAGUAACAGUGCUCAGGAGAGUGAUGAGCCUUUACAUAUAGACAGUGCUACAGACACAGGAACUGGACAGGACGAUUCUACAUCAGGUGCAGAAACCACCACAAGAAUCCUAAGGAGUAGAAAUGUAAAAGAUGCUAAAAGUAAAAGGAAGGCGGCCAUUCCUCUCAGUACAGGCAAGCCGGUUAAUGCACCCUCUCAAUCAUGUGCAGGAUCUAAACAAAAAGCAACUCCGACAAGAACUCCAGAAAACAAAAAUGCUGCCAGCAGAAGAAGAGUCUCAGGCAGCAAGAACCAGACCAGAGGCACAAGCUCCACCUUAAAAAGCCAGCUGAAAAACAGAACAUCGUAUAAAUCAUCCUCUGAUCCAAAUGCAUCAACCUCAUCUCUAUCUGAAGAGGGAGCAAGCAUGGAGGUGGAUAAUCCAACAUCUAAAAUGUCUCGAGACUGCAAUGCUGAUGGGACACCACAACGAUUACUUCAGGAGGUCUCUUCAACAAGUAGUAAAAAACUUCCAGUUUCCACUACGCAAGCAGAAACCACCCCCAAAGUGGGAGCGGAGACAUCAGGGGCUACAUCUGGAGCAGAUAAGUCAGGAAGGACACAACUAGCUUUUGAAGCUUCAGGUCAAAGUGAGCCUUCGAUCUUAAAAGCAAAGGAUAUCUCCAUAUCUAAGCAAGCGUCAAGUCAUCAGCCAGCAACAAAUGAGGUUACUUUACUUAACACAGUAAUACAGGAGGAGUCAAGCUCCAAUACAACAAAGACCAGCAGUCCAGGACCCUUGGAGCCAUCAGCUUCAGUUGGAUCUGAGUCUAUAGCCAGCUCCUCAACCUCCUCUUCCACAAUGAUCAAUCCUUCUGAGUCUCAAACCACUGAGUCUGAUCCUAAUAAGAUAGUAACUCUUAAGAUUAUUGUCAGUGAUGAGCAAGAUCAGCAGAGCAGUGACUCUGCUCUGAACCAAGCUGUCUCCAGCAUCAGCGGUGAUCGCAUACCCACAAUCUUCCUGUCCUCCCCAGGCAAAGUUCAGUCUAAUGUAGUGCCUUCUUCCCCUGCCUCCUCAAUCACCGCAGAGGAGACAGCACAGGCAGUGAGCAACUUACAGGGGUCCGAGUCCACCGGAGACCAGGCCGUUAGCACGCAGAACAAUUUGCAGUCUCCACAGGCACGACUCAAGGCACCGGAGACUGGAUUCAUCCAGCUGUUACCUGCUAACCCAACAUUCGGAGGAGCAAGCAGCUAUUUUGUUGUGACUGAUCAGGGUUCAGUUGACCAGCAUUCCAGUAUGAUGCUGCUUGCAGGUGGUGCAGGAGAAGGAACAGUAUGUUCACCACCACACGUUGUGGCUACACCACCUCGACCUCAGGCUGUGGUUUCUAUCGCUCAAAAUGUAUCUCGACCUUUCUCAUCUGCAUCAGCCAUCAUCAUUUCCUCACCAGUGCAGCCCAUGAUACAGAAUGUGACAGUCCCAGUGUCUGUCUUAGGACAGAACAGUACAGGAAAAGUCACUGUGGUACCCAGUCAGAUGUUCACAUUGCCGGGUCCAAAAUUGUUGAACCAAUCAGCAAAGGUUGUGUCGAAACAUAAGGACAAUGUGGAACCAGGCAAAAAUGUGACUCCUGUUAGUGGGUCUAAUCAAGCCUCAAACAGCUCUCAAGCUUCAGAGCAGCUGAACAACAGUAUUGGAGUAGGCCCUAGUCACCGAAGAAUACUUUGCUUUGAAGAAAACACUGGUCAGCAAUUACAAAUGCAGCUGCAGCCUCACCUGUUAUGAAGGAGUCCACAAGGACAGAGCAAACCCAUGCUGUUUCAAGUAACGCUAAAGCCAAGAGAAGAGUCGAGACCUUAAGAUUAUCAGAGCCAAGCCAGAGUAUAGGAACAAAGGAAUCUGCAAAAGCUUCUUCACCUCAGCAGCAAACG